AUGGCGUCGCGCUUAGCGAGAAGUGCUGUCGGGGCUGCCCGCCUGCGACCGAGCAUCGUUCCGCGCGCCCUCCCCGCCGUCUCUAGUCUCGUCACCGCACGCCACAACUCCAACGUCCCCUCGCAGGAUCCCAAGACCAAGGCCCAGUCGAUCAUCGAUGCGCUCCCCGGCAGCAACCUGCUUUCCAAGACGGCUAUCCUCUCGUCGGCCGCCGGUCUCUCGAUUUACGCGCUCAGCAACGAGUACUACGUCAUGAACGAGGAGACGGUCGUCGCCUUCUGCCUUCUCAGCGUCUGGGGUGCUCUCAUCAAGUACGGUGGCCCCGUGUACAAGGAAUGGGCCGAGGCGCAGAACGAGAAGAUCAAGAACAUCCUCAACUCUGCCCGUGCCGACCACACUCAGGCGGUCAAGACGCGCAUCGAGGAUGUCAAGCAGAUGUCUGGCGUCAUUGACGUGACGAAGUCGCUGUUUGCUGUUUCCAAGGAAACCGCCAGGCUCGAGGCUGAGGCGUACGAACUCGAGCAGCGGACGGCCCUGGCGGCCGAGGCCAAGAACGUCCUGGAUUCGUGGGUGCGGUACGAGAGUCAGGUCAAGCAGCGGCAACAAAAGGAGCUUGCUCAGACCAUCAUUGCCAAGGUGCAGAAGGAGCUGGAAAACCCCAAGGUCCUGCAGCAGAUUCUCCAGCAGAGUGUGGCGGAUGUUGAGAGGAUCGUCUCUUCCAAGGCUCAAUAG
This is a messenger RNA of Canariomyces notabilis, 732 nucleotides long. RefSeq lists its product as uncharacterized. Gene Ontology annotation, molecular function: proton-transporting ATP synthase activity, rotational mechanism. Bases 1 to 732 code for a protein of 243 amino acids. The transcript has 4 exons. Lineage: Eukaryota; Fungi; Ascomycota; Sordariomycetes; Sordariales; Chaetomiaceae. The record is from RefSeq and is a predicted model, not a curated record. Gene Ontology annotation, biological process: proton motive force-driven ATP synthesis.